AUGACUUCCAAUAUCUUCUCCCGUCUCAAGUCCCCUACGAGGGAGAGCCGGUCAUUUUACGAACAGCUGCGUUCCCGAGACGAUGACGAAUACGACCCUGGUCUUGAUGAAGAGAAUCUCGGGCACCGUUUUGAUGGCUUCCCGGCCGAAGAGCUCGGUAUUAGCGAUAGCCGCAUGACAGUGGAAAGCGCGGCCGUGGACCCAAAGGGCAAAGGCAGGGCCGUAUCCCAACCUAUGCGAAGUCCUAGUGGGCCGACUCCGAGAUGGCAUUUGAACGACGAUGAGGUCGAUAAUGACGUUCCUGCGUCCCUCUUGGUAGAGCCGAACGAAACCGACAAUAUGCCACCAACGACACCAAGGCGAUCAGGUCGGCCAGCCAACAAUCGGAUCCCAUCAACGGCAGGGCCGUCGUCAGCAAGGUCAAGAGCUCAGUGGGAGGCGGCAACCGCGCAGCAGCCCCUACACCCCGACGACCGUUACGGAACACCCACGGGGCCGCAGCCACUCCCCGUGGCCAGAGGAACGAUAUUGAAUAACCCAAAAGAGAAGGCACUCUGGCGAUGGGUUAACACCUCAAAUCUGGACAGCUUUAUGCGGGACGUUUAUGACUACUACGAAGGGGGCGGGCUGUGGUGCAUAUUGUGUGGUAACGCGCUGUGGAUUCUGGAGACACUCUUCGUCGCGGUGUUACUGACAUUUCUGGGCCAGUGUGUUGAUUAUUCUCAGAUUCCCAAGAGUCGAUCGUUGAGUGAAGUUGUCGUUCCGCAAUGUACACGGAAAAUAUCUGGACUCUGGAGUUUUGGAAUUUGGCUCUACGCCUUCUUCUUUAUCUGGAAGUGUGUGCAGUACUGCGCAGAGAUACCCCGUCUCAUUCACAUCAGGGAGUUUUAUAUUCACCUACUGGAGAUUCCGGAGCAGGAUAUGCAGACAGUAUCCUGGCAAGACGUCGUCGCUCGGAUCAUGGCUUUGCGCGACCAGAACCCGAAGACGGCGAGGAACGUCCCUGCAAGAUUACAGCAGUUUAUUGGCAGUCAGUCCAAGGAGAGGCUGGACGCACACGACAUCGCCAACCGUCUAAUGCGAAAGGAAAACUAUCUCAUCGCCAUGAUUAACAAGGACAUACUGAAUUUGUCCUUGCCAGUUCCGUUCCUACGCGGCCGGCAACUGUUUUCCAAGACAAUGGAGUGGUACCUGCAUUACUGCAUCCUCGACAUGGCCUUUAACGAGCUGGGCCAAGUCCAGCAAGACUUUCUACGUUCAGACCGGAGGCGUUUGCUGAGCCAGAAACUGAAGCAGCGCCUUCUUUUUGCCGGUGUUCUUAACCUUGUGUUUGCGCCAGUUGUCUUGGCCUAUGUCAUGGUUGUCUACUUCUUCACUUAUUACUAUGAAUAUCAAAAGGACCCCAAGCAAGCGGCCGCGCGCAAGUACACAUCUCUCGCAGAGUGGAAGUUUCGCGAGUUCAACGAGCUUCCACACAUCUUCUACGAGAGAUUGCACAUGUCAUAUCCCUUCGCGACUCGAUACAUCGACCAGUUCCCCAAGCGGAUGACGGAAGACAUCGCAAGAAGCAUAGCUUUCAUGUCAGGAGCAAUUACCGCCAUUCUAGCACUUGGAUCUAUUCUGGAUUCCGAGCUUUUCCUCAACUUUGAGAUUACCAAGGACCGACCCGUGCUCUUCUACCUGGGUGUCUUUGGAGCAGUCUGGGCGAUAACGCGUGGUAUGGUAUCCGAGGAAACCUUGGUCUUUAAUCCUGAGUAUGCUCUACGGAAUGUUAUCGAGUACACACACUACAUGCCAGACCACUGGCAGGGCAGACUUCACAGCUUCGAGGUGAAGCAAGAAUUUUCGGAACUCUACAAGAUGAAAGUGGUCAUUUUCCUAGAAGAAGUGAUGGGCAUCAUUACAACACCCAUGCUGCUCCUCUUCUCGCUACCCAAGUGCAGCGACCAAAUCGUCGACUUCUUCCGUGAGUUCACCAUUCAUGUCGAUGGAUUGGGUUAUGUGUGCUCGUUUGCGGUGUUCGACUUUCAGAAAGGCCCUGGCAAUACCGGACAACAAGCAGCUCAUCAGGACGUCCGCGAGGACUAUUACUCCACGAAGCACGGCAAGAUGGCCGCAUCAUACUACGGUUUCAUCGACAACUACGUCAUCAACCCCAAGACGGGAAUUCCAGGACACCUGCCACCUGGUUCUCGGCCACCAUUCCAUCCUCCUCCAGCGUUCCCGGGGCUCAACUCUCCGACGCUGGCGGCAGAUAUGCAGGGCUCGCACAUGGGUCGGGCGGAAACGGGACGGGCUCGAAGUCGGGCCCCUGCCGGGCGAGGACCGCGAGCUGGGCCCGCGAUGCCUCAACCCUCGCCGAUGGCAUCCGUGCUCCUAGAUCAGCAUCACCAGCCUGGGGGGGCCAACACCGCUGCGCGUAGUCUGUACUGGUCAAGGCAUCCACGGGGCGGAUACCGCGGGGAGAGCCAGAUCAUUGAGGAGACAGAAGGCAGCAGCAUGAGACGUCCUGGAGAAGAUGAUGAAUUGUAUGAGCCAGGUGGUAUGCUGGGCGAGUCCACAUGGGAGACGUCCCCGGCGAAAGGGGUGAGCCGGGAGAACAGCGCAGCCAACACAGACGAGGCUGAGGCCGGAGUUCUGGGUCUGAUCUAUCAACUACACCAACCGCAGAGGCCUCGCAGAGGCGGUGGCAUGGUUUGA
Molecule: messenger RNA, 2700 nt
Organism: Fusarium keratoplasticum
Lineage: Eukaryota; Fungi; Ascomycota; Sordariomycetes; Hypocreales; Nectriaceae
Product: Autophagy-related protein 9
Exons: 3
Coding region: 1-2700 (899 amino acids)
Biological process (GO): autophagy of mitochondrion; protein localization to phagophore assembly site
Cellular component (GO): autophagosome; phagophore assembly site
Source: RefSeq, a predicted model, not a curated record